Molecule: messenger RNA, 1479 nt
Organism: Candidozyma duobushaemuli
Lineage: Eukaryota; Fungi; Ascomycota; Pichiomycetes; Serinales; Metschnikowiaceae
Exons: 2
Coding region: 1-1479 (492 amino acids)
Source: RefSeq, a predicted model, not a curated record
AUGACUUUUGAAAAGAAGCCCACUCGAAAUGGAAAAAAUCGUUCCUCCAAUCCAGCCACUCCACAGCCUCUGAAAAGUAAACGGGGCAGAAAGAACCAAAAGACAACAAAGAAGCCUGAACCAAAGAGUGAUGAAAACGAAUUUCCCACAGAAUGGAUCGGUCUUUCUCCCAAACUGGUCGAUCCGAAUUUCAGCGAUCCACACGAGAAUCACCAGGACAACAUGAGUUACCUACUAAGACAAGCCAUGGUAGGUUACGAGGAUGCCUCCUACUUUACCCAAAACCAAGUGAAACAAAUCGUGACCCAAGGCGCCUCCAAGGAGACCGUGUGCUCAGAAUUGAAUGACCUUCCUCAUAAUAGCAUUACCUACAAGAUGGACGUGUCAAACGUGAGUGGGAUGCUGGAUUAUGAGAUGACAGCUAUUCUUCGUAGAUUUGGCUGGCAGAGCUACAAGGAGGCGAAACUUAGAUGGGAGGAGCUACGCCCCGACUAUGUGAAGGCUUUCGGGAGACUCUCCUUAGGAAAGGAACAUCCCGAAAAGCGUAAUCGAGAGAUGCUUUCUGAAGACAAUGAACUGGAAUCGAGGCCAAGAAGACUUCAAAAUGACACUAGAGAAGAACUUAAAAAAGCCGCUGCAGAGGCGAUUUCAAGCGUGCUCAUAGGUAAUGCGAGAGUGAUUGGCUCCAAAGUCCACUUUCUGGGAGCGUUGGAAACAAGUUGUAUCAAAACUAUCUAUGCCAGCCUAAGCGGAGAGGGAACCAAUGAUUACCUUCCACCAGAAACUGGUCAAAUUACAGAGAGUAUUAUUCAGCUUGUUCACGAACAACAAUUCGUCGAUCCCCAGGAUGAGUCCAGACAUUUCCUGUUGCGCAAGAGCCCCAAGUCUGAAAAUUUCUUAUGGGUGGUUGUUCUCCAUAGAAGACCAUUCCCUCCCAAGAUGUCGUUUAAAGAUCUCCAUUUGCAACCGGUGGAUAGUAUUACUCUGUGGGAAGAGUUGCCUCACCAAGAUGAUAAAACGGAGUUCUGUUAUUCCAAUGUCCAGAUCAACCUUGUUCUGGGAAAGAUUCCUCCUAAAAGAGGAACAGUGGAGGUGUACCUCACCAAUCUAAAAUAUAACAAAGAAGAUUACAGAGAUUACCGUAUCCUGAUAGAGGAGUUUGAAGAAUUCGUCAGUGCCUCACUGGUUAUACCCCGAGAGGGAUUAUUUGAAUUUGCUAUUGCACACGCUGCUGCGCAUGAAAAGUGGUACGAGAAAUGCAUCAAGAAAUACUCAUCUUAUGCGCCUAAAAGCAUUGUUCCCGAUGAAGCAGAGAUGAGUUGCUCGAUCAAGUUCUGUGCCAAAUACUGCAGCAUAUGUUACACCACCGAUCACUCACUCGUGGAAUGUAAGUUGAGGGGCUGCAGUAAUUGCGGUGACAAGAAAGGCAAAGAGAGGGAAGAGUCAGUGCCUGACGAUUUGAAAGGCUACACGAGGUAA